CCUUCGAGGGGACCAGUCAGCAUAUAAGAAGGAGGACGUCUGAGGAGUUGCAACAGUGACCCGAUCUCUUCGCCAAACGUUUCCCAACAUCCUAUUCAAAGUCCACUUGACGCAAAGAGCCUCACGAAUACAGAAAGACGCACAUUCGCCUCCUCAGCAGAACCACAUUCUCCUGGCUCACCAUGGUCGUACCGUCCGAUCUUCCGCACAGUGCUUCUGUGAAGCGUGGCGACAUCCUCAAGUCCUCCAUGAGCAACUCAGCGUCCCUCAAUGACUCAGUAAUAGGCUCCAAGGGCACCGUCAAGGGCAUGCUAUGGUGCUACCUUCGCUUCCUCUUCGUGACGUGGCGCCACGCUCUCAUGUCGGUGUCACGCAGCUGGACCGACCCUAUGGUCAUCUGGACGACUUUUGCGUACUCAGCCACAACCACCGUCAUACUUUUCUUCAUCCUCGUCUUCGCCAUUGCUAUCAAGCUCCCCAUUGGGCGACGUCUCUAUGAGAGGCUCACAGAAAACGACUUGGGCCUAACUACUGUCAAUUCUUUUUACCCUGAGAUUUUCUCACAAGCGCACAAAGAGGUCUUCAGCUCAGCCUUUACCUCGAUGUCGAAGCGGCGAGCGGAUAGCAAGAGCACAGCAUACGAACGCAAUUUCAACCUCGAUAUCGCCAAGCUGCUUCUGGUUGUAUCGGCACUCAUGUACGAGCGCCAGAGGCCCUACCCGGUGGGACGCAACGAGCAAAAUGCCGUCAUCUGCGACAAGUUCGUGAUUGAUGUCGCCAGAAGCUAUGGCCUCGAGUACGUGGCCAUCACUGACGUCGGAAGCAUCAGCAGCGCCAUCUGCGGCGCAUUCUUUUCGCUCAAUGACAACUUCAUCAUUCUCGCUUUCAAGGGAACUCAGCCCGACGAUUUUCACGAGUGGGCCACUGACUUUAGUUGCGACUGGACGUUAGCGACCGAAUACCUCCGCGGUUACAGCUAUGUCCACCGUGGCUUCUACGAGGCCCUCUUCCCAUCUCGCCUCGAAAAGGGGACGUUGCCCUACGAUGUCAUCCGUCUCGCCCUCAUCAACAUUGCCCAAAACCUCAAGGCUCGUCGCCGUCAGACACCCGCAAACAACGAUGGUGGUGACGUCCACUCUGGCACCGAAGAUCCCAACGAGGUCCAACCAAUCAACAUCUACGUGACGGGGCACUCGCUUGGGACGGCCACUGCAUCAAUGUUCUUUGCCCGCGCCAUACAGCGUAGUGGCGAUUUUGGACCGCCUGGCUUGAUCGAGAUCGACGAUGCCUACCUAUUCGCUACUCCUAUCACCGUCGAUGUCGCUUCGCAUGCCGUGUUCAACAGCGACAUGCAAUGCAGGUCCGACGAGCCUCCUAGGACGCUUUGGCGCAUCACCAAUAAGCGCGAUGUCGUCGCCACGGGUCUGCCUUGCUUUGGCGAACGAGCGAUCUUCUCUACGGCCAGCGCUCCCAAUUCUAGCCUCAACUUUUGUCAUCUCGGCCAGGAAAUCAAGUUGUGCGAUGCUCCCGCCCUGUCCAGGCAGGGGCCCGGUACUCUGCUCCGGAGCGGGACUCGUGUCAAGAUCGUCAGCGACAAGGCCUCACAGCAGCCGGGCAUCACUUUCAACAAUUACAAGGGAAAGUGGGGCGUCUUUUUGCGUUACGGCGAGGACAUCCCCCUCUUUGGUCGCAUCGCACAGCACUGUCCCGCUUUUUACUUUCGUUCGCUCAGCCAUGUCAGGACGACAGCGAAAAAUGAGUCGCUGCCAGAGGCAAUCUUUCAUCUGUAGAGACUCACGUGUCACCUUCUCCUCCGUCACCUCACCGGUACGGUAGACGACAGCACUUCAAGCCAAUCAGGUCCGGAGAUUUCAAUUUCAGCUCUGACC
Acaromyces ingoldii is the source of this 1889-nucleotide messenger RNA. RefSeq names its product alpha/beta-hydrolase. The record is from RefSeq and is a predicted model, not a curated record. Lineage: Eukaryota; Fungi; Basidiomycota; Exobasidiomycetes; Exobasidiales; Cryptobasidiaceae. The transcript has 2 exons. Gene Ontology annotation, biological process: lipid metabolic process. Bases 183 to 1790 code for a protein of 535 amino acids.